Pristis pectinata (smalltooth sawfish) is the source of this 1984-nucleotide messenger RNA. Its product is annotated as granzyme K-like. NCBI's taxonomy places the organism in Eukaryota, Metazoa, Chordata, Chondrichthyes, Rhinopristiformes, Pristidae. The transcript is spliced from 5 exons. Gene Ontology annotation, biological process: proteolysis. Gene Ontology annotation, molecular function: serine-type endopeptidase activity. The coding region runs from base 80 to 898 and encodes 272 amino acids. The record is from RefSeq and is a predicted model, not a curated record.
CUUCAUUCUAUCACUUGUUAGUUACACAUCCUCCUCUAACUAGCAUAAAUUAAGACUGUUUUUACAUAGUGGUUUUAAAAUGAUUACUAUGCUUCAAGGGGUAUUCAUCACUUCAAUAAUCAGUGCUUUAGCAGUUCAAGACUGUACCUGUGUGAAAAUUAUUGGAGGUCAGGAUGCUAAACCUGGUACAGGAUCUUACAUGGCACUCAUAAAAGAUACAGCGGAAAACUUUUGUGGUGGAAUUUUAAUCGAUAAGCUCUGGGUCCUGACUUCAGCAAAUUGUGUUGUGAAACAACUUAGUGUGUCCAUUGGAACACACUCCUUUAAGGAUAGAAAGGAAGCACAGACGUUUGAGGUGGUUGAGGCUAAAGUACAUAAUAAAUACAACAUUAAAACAGAAUGGAAUAACUUGGCUCUCCUCAAGCUGAAUACAACUGCAAAACUGAAUAAGUUAGUAAAGACCCUGUCAUUGCCAAAAUCAGCAAAAGAUAUCAAACCUGGAACAAAAUGCAAGGUUCUAGGAUGGGGACAAACCACUCCAAAGGAUGAAGAUCCCUCAGACAUUCUGCAAGAAACAACUGUAACUAUCAUAGACCGGAAAAUCUGCAACAGUGAAGGGUAUUACAAUAAAAAUCCUGUCGUAAAUGAUGAUAUGCUCUGUGCUGGUGAUGAAUCUGGGAAGCAAGCUAAAAUGUGCAGGGGAGACAUUGGUGGACCAUUAAUAUGUAAAAGUUCAUCUCUGAAAAGCAAGUCAUUAACUGGCAUUGCUAUCUUUGCAAAGGGAUGUGAUGUCAAGAAAAAGCCCGGCAUUUAUACACGUUUAUCUAACAAAUACAUCCAGUGGAUAAAGAAAACAAUCAAAUCCAAAACCAAGAACAUUUCAAUUGAGCAAAAAUGAUAAGAAACCACAGUCUACUAGGUUGAAACAGUAAUUAUUUGUUCUUUUAAGGAAUAAUUUUUGAAAGCUUAACCUAAAUGAUUAGCUAGUGACUACACAUUAAAUUUGUAUAAGCUGUACAUGUGUAAAUUCAGUUACUCAGCAGCCAACAAUGUUCAGGCUCCAUUUGACUAACUAUGCUCCCAGUUUGUUGAAUGGGAAAGCUCAUUAGCAUCAAAUUUGACAGAAUAGCAUACUAAAGGAUUUUGUCACUAAUUAAAAUUACAAAAUUAUGAAGGAUAUACAUAGUUUAGAUGGUCAGGGUCUUUUUCCCAGGACGGGGGGUCUCAAUCCAAUUGGCAAAUGUUAAGGUGAGGGGGACAAGUUUAAAGGAGAUCUGAAGGGUAAGUUGUUUCACGCAGAGAGUGAUGAAUAUUUGGAAUGAACUGCCAGACAAAGUGGUAAGGGCAGAUACCACAUAACGGCAAUAUUUAUUAGGCAUUUGGACAGGCACUUGAGAAGGAAAGGCACAAGAGGCACACAGGGCUAAUGCAGGCAAUUGGAUUCACGUAGGUAGGCAUCAUGGUCGGCUUGGACAAGGUGGGCUGAAAAGGCCCAUUUCUGUGUCAUACAAUUCUAUGAUUACUGGACAAAUAUAUAUUGGGGAAUUAGGGGAAUAAAGGGAUAGGCAGUGCAAGAAAGAGCUGUUGAGGUAGAUCAGUCACAAUUUUAUUGAAAAGCAGAACAGUCACAAGGGGCAGAAUUGCUUACUCCUGCUUCUAUACUUUUUGCUGUUUUCACACACAAAGUCUCUCCAUUAAUGAGGAAAAAGUUGACUGGUGAGAGCCUGAAAACUGAUUGCCAAGUGACUGAAUUUAUAAGCCUACACUUAUUGCAAAUUUAAGAUGUUUAACAUGGAAUUGCAUAACAUGAUAGCAUUUGCAAUAUACUUCUGCAUCUUGAUACAGUUUAAGACUACUUUUAACCUCUGCAAUUCAGCUUGUACACAAAGACAAAUCUCGCUAAUGUUCUAUUGUUGUCGCCUUCACAACUUUAUACUGCAACUGAAUUUACCAAAAAUAAAGAGCUGUUGAAUCCAUUGAUUGA